Messenger RNA from Bicyclus anynana (squinting bush brown), 1412 nucleotides. Its product is annotated as zinc finger protein 93. Bases 1 to 1167 code for a protein of 388 amino acids. The transcript is spliced from 9 exons. Gene Ontology annotation, biological process: regulation of transcription by RNA polymerase II. The record is from RefSeq and is a predicted model, not a curated record. Gene Ontology annotation, molecular function: DNA-binding transcription factor activity; RNA polymerase II cis-regulatory region sequence-specific DNA binding. Lineage: Eukaryota; Metazoa; Arthropoda; Insecta; Lepidoptera; Nymphalidae.
AUGCACCGCGCGGCCGAUACUGAGGAUGCACCGCGCGGCCGAUACAGAGGUCAGUACUUUAAGAACCACGAACGCUUUAAGCACCCUUCAGACCACGUGUGCCACCAGUGCGGGUUCUCAUUUGUCGGUGAGCGCGGCCUGUCCCUUCACAUGAGCAGGAUGCACCGCGCGGCCGAUGCAGAGCACCCUUCAGACCACGUGUGCCACCAGUGCGGGUUCUCAUUUGUCGGUGAGCGCGGCCUGUCCCUUCACAUGAGCAGGAUGCACCGCGCGGCCGAUACUGAGGAUGCACCGCGCGGCCGAUACAGAGGUCAGUACUUUAAGAACCACGAACGCUUUAAGCACCCUUCAGACCACGUGUGCCACCAGUGCGGGUUCUCAUUUGUCGGUGAGCGCGGCCUGUCCCUUCACAUGAGCAGGAUGCACCGCGCGGCCGAUGCAGAGUCGCUGGACGGGCCGCAGUGCGAGGAGUGCAACAUUCGCUUCGCGUCCUCCGCCGCGUAUGAGCAGCACAUGAAGGUGUCUCCCAAACACGCGCCAGCCGAGAAGCUGAAACGGAACUGUCCGCAGAGGAAAUUUUACAUUGAAACUAUCAAGCAAAGGACCCCGAAGGUGGUCGACUGCGAACAGUGCGGCAUGCAGCUGGUCGGCGCUCGCAACUACGUAUGGCACUUUCGGAAGCAUCACCCGGGCAAGAACCGCACCAAAUACACCUCCGUCAACGUAUUGAAGAUGAGACACAUGUGCGAGCUGUGCGGGAAGAUGAUGCCGAGUCCCCGCUACCACUCGCCGUGCCACGUGCAUAAGGAAAAAUUGUUUAAAUGCGACGUGUGCGACAAGAGAUUUGACAACAAAUACACCUUAGUCAAACAUACAGAGAUACACAGCGAGUCGCGACCGCGCCACGAGUGCACCGUCUGCGGGAAGAAUAUGUCCUUGGCGUGCAACUUGCGGAGACACAUGCUUUCCCACAAAGACACGAGAAUAUACUACAAGUGCUAUAUUUGUGACAAAAGCUUCACCACUACUCAGGGGAGGGACGAGCAUGUGAUGCAUAUCCACAAUAACGUGCCGCGUCCGAAGAGGGUCCGCGCUCCGAGAUCCAGACCCAAGACACAGACACGUGUCAAAGACAAACUGCGUACAAGAGAAUCAGAAGAGUCGUAAGAUUUAGUAAGAUUGUAAAUAGGUUAAUAAAAGGGUAUUUUUUGCAUUUCUGAAAUAAUAUUUUAUUGUCUCCCUCAAUUACCCCUAGCUUUGAUAACCACCCGAUUUUCAUAAGGGCUGUGGUGAAUAGGAAAUUUGGACUUAACCGCGUUUAACUUAUUACCCGAAUGCAAGAAGGGUUAUGUUUUUCGCGCGUAUUUUGUAUGUAUGUAUGUCAUAUUCUUUAUUACCUCAUAUCUUCUGAA